This is a messenger RNA of Synchiropus splendidus (mandarinfish), 2520 nucleotides long. RefSeq names its product cleavage and polyadenylation specific factor 3 (gene cpsf3). Gene Ontology annotation, molecular function: RNA endonuclease activity; 5'-3' exonuclease activity; RNA binding. Gene Ontology annotation, cellular component: mRNA cleavage and polyadenylation specificity factor complex. The record is from RefSeq and is a predicted model, not a curated record. Gene Ontology annotation, biological process: mRNA 3'-end processing by stem-loop binding and cleavage. Bases 276 to 2336 code for a protein of 686 amino acids. The transcript is spliced from 18 exons. NCBI's taxonomy places the organism in Eukaryota, Metazoa, Chordata, Actinopteri, Syngnathiformes, Callionymidae.
AACGGGAUGAAGAAGCAAAUAGGGCAGUGACAAAGCGCAACAGUGACACGUGAAACCUGCUUCUGGGGUCAAGAGGCCACGUGAGUUCGGUUGCCAUGGUUAUGGAGGAGCGGCGGAACCUGUGCUUCGGUUAUUGUCACACACGGACUCAGUUGAAGAGCACGCCCGGAAGUGACGACACAGAUUUUGCUGCUGUAAAUGCGGGAGGUCGUGUUUGAGUAAAGUGAGUGAGUCUGUCGAUGGGGAUUUAAAGUUCCAUUGGAAGCAGAAGAAACAUGGCAGCGAAGCGGAAGAGCGACGCCGCGGUUCCCGCCGAGGAGAGCGACCAGCUGCUCAUCCGCCCGCUAGGAGCGGGUCAGGAGGUGGGGCGCUCGUGCAUCAUCCUCGAGUUCAAAGGUCGCAAAAUCAUGCUGGACUGCGGCAUCCAUCCUGGUCUGGAGGGGAUGGACGCGUUGCCGUACAUCGACCUGAUCGACCCGGCUGAGAUCGACCUGCUGCUGAUCAGCCACUUCCACCUGGAUCAUUGCGGGGCGCUGCCCUGGUUCCUGCAGAAGACCAGCUUCAAAGGACGGACCUUCAUGACCCAUGCCACCAAAGCCAUCUACCGCUGGCUGCUGUCAGACUACGUCAAAGUCAGCAACAUCUCGGCAGACGACAUGCUCUACACUGAGACGGACCUGGAGCAGAGCAUGGAGAAGAUCGAGACCAUCAACUUCCACGAGGUGAAGGAGGUCGCCGGCAUCAAGUUCUGGUGCUACCAUGCCGGCCAUGUGCUCGGAGCCGCCAUGUUCAUGAUCGAGAUCGCCGGCGUCAAGUUGCUGUACACUGGAGAUUUCUCUCGCCAGGAAGACAGACAUCUGAUGGCAGCUGAGAUUCCCAGUGUCAAACCAGACAUCCUCAUCACUGAGUCCACGUAUGGGACCCACAUCCACGAGAAACGUGAGGAGCGCGAGGCUCGCUUCUGCAACACGGUCCACGACAUAGUGAACCGUGAAGGUCGCUGUUUGAUUCCUGUGUUCGCCCUGGGCCGGGCUCAAGAGCUGCUGCUCAUCCUAGACGAGUACUGGCAGAACCACCCGGAGCUGCACGACAUCCCCAUCUACUACGCCUCGUCUCUGGCCAGGAAGUGCAUGGCCGUCUACCAGACCUACAUCAACGCCAUGAACGACAAAAUCCGGAAAGCCAUUAACGUCAACAACCCGUUUGUGUUCAAGCACAUCAGCAACCUGAAGAGCAUGGACCAGUUUGACGACAUCGGGCCCAGUGUGGUGAUGGCCUCUCCGGGGAUGAUGCAGAGCGGCUUGUCCCGCGACCUGUUCGAGAGCUGGUGCACCGACAAAAGGAACGGGGUCAUCAUUGCCGGCUACUGUGUGGAGGGCACGCUGGCCAAGCAUAUCAUGACGGAGCCGGACGAGAUCACCACGGUCUCGGGUCAGAAACUUCCUCUGAAGAUGUCAGUGGACUACAUUUCCUUCUCGGCUCACACGGACUACCAGCAGACCAGCGAGUUCAUCCGCGCGCUCAAGCCUCCUCACGUGAUCCUGGUCCACGGUGAGCAGAACGAGAUGGCCCGGCUGAAGGCGGCUCUGAUCCGAGAGUACGAGGACAACGACGAGGUCCACAUCGAGGUCCACAACCCGAGGAACACAGAGGCCGUCACGCUGAACUUCAGAGGAGAGAAACUGGCCAAGGUGAUGGGCUCUCUGGCCGACAGGAAGUGUGCGCAGGGGCAGCGAGUGUCCGGCAUCCUGGUCAAGCGCAACUUCAGCUACCACAUCCUGGCGCCGUCUGACCUCGCAGAGUACACAGACCUGUGUCUGGGCACGGUGACGCAGACCCAGGCAGUCCCCUACACCGGGCCCAUUUCCCUGUUGGUCAGUCAGCUGCGCAGCCUGGCAGGUGAGGUGGAGCAGGUGGAGUCGGCAGAGAAGAUCACCAUCAAGGUCUUCAAGUGCAUCACGCUGGUCCACGAAGCUGGCAUGGUUCUGCUGGAGUGGAUCGCCAACCCGCUCAACGACAUGUUUGCUGACGCUGUUGCCACAGUGGUUCUGGAGGUCCAGUCCAACCCAAAUGCCCAGAAAUUUCUUGAAGGAAGAAGAGAGACGUUUGACAUUGAAAUCUUCACUGAGCGACUGGAGCUGAUGCUGCACGACAUGUUCGGGGAUGAGUGCGUCAACUGCCAGGACAGCAGCAACAUGACGGUGACGGUUGCCGGAGCGACGGUGUCGGUGAACCCCCAGACCAGAGCGGUGACGUGUUCGGAGGACGAGUGUCUCCGCGAGAUGGUGGAAGUGGCCGUCCACCGGCUCUACGACGCGCUCAGCCCCGUCUACUGACCAUGCCCCCUGUGUGAUGUCAUCACCCACCGCUCACUUUUCUACUUUUUUUUAUUGUGGCCAAGAUAAAGUUUUGGCUUGUGACGUUCGCUUCCUUCUGUCCUUCUUCAAAUCAAAGCAUAAACUUUGUAUAAAGCUUUUACUUCUCUGCAACAUAAACAUACAAGCACAAGUUUCAGAAACC